Messenger RNA from Telopea speciosissima, 1239 nucleotides. Its product is annotated as probable cytokinin riboside 5'-monophosphate phosphoribohydrolase LOGL10. The coding region runs from base 25 to 876 and encodes 283 amino acids. The transcript is spliced from 4 exons. The record is from RefSeq and is a predicted model, not a curated record. NCBI's taxonomy places the organism in Eukaryota, Viridiplantae, Streptophyta, Magnoliopsida, Proteales, Proteaceae.
CUCCGGAAAUUGUAGGAACUCAAAAUGGCAUUUUCAAUGCUAGAUUUUGUGGGUUCGCAGAUUUCUCUCCGCUGUGCUCAUAAUAGAGGAAUGGCGAAAUUUCAUUUUGUCAAUGAUGGGGCAAAUCAAAGCUCCAAACUUGAACUUCCAAAGAAUGGGCCAGCGUCUGGAAGGCUUUUAUUUUGCAAGCGCGAGUGUAUUGACUUUGAAGAGAGAACAAGCGCGAAUGAGGUAAGGAAAGAGAUAGAAAGAUGCUACGAACUCAUACAAAAGCUUGGGAGGGGAGUGGUUUAUCUGGGUUCUUCAAGAAUGGGGCCAGAUCAUCCACAUUAUGUGCAAGCAAUGGAGUUGGGGAGAGAGAUUGCAUCCCUUUUGGACUGCACCUCAUGGACAGGAGCUGGUCCUGGUCUCAUGGAUGCUGUUACUAAAGGUGCUCUUGAAGCAGGAAAGCUGGUUGGUGGAUUUAAAAUCAGCAGAGAAGCUGGUGAAUGGACAGCCACAAACUUCCAUCCAUACCUACCUUCUGAAACUUAUCUUACUUGCAGGUUUUUCUCUGCAAGGAAACAUGGGCUUGUGGAUGCUGCAGUGAGAAAUACUGCUGCAGAUCGUACAGCUGUAGUUGCUCUACCUGGUGGUAUUGGUACCCUAGAUGAGAUGUUUGAGGUUCUAACCCUGAUUCAGCUAGAAAGGAUAGGAUCUAAGCUCCCUGUUCCUUUCUUAUUAAUGAAUUAUGAUUCAUUUUAUUCAAAGCUGCUUGGAUUUCUUGAUGAUUGUGAGGAUUGGGGAACUGUCUCCAAAGGAGAGGUUGCAUCAUUGUGGAAGGUCUGCAAUGACAAUUCUGAAGCUUUGGAGUACUUAGAAAAGUUUUAUAACUAGAUGCAAAUCAAAGGGAAGCAAAAGUUCUGAUUCAAAGUGGCUAUGGAACUAUAUCUCAAAGAGGAGUUCAUAAAACCACCAGGUUCCUGAAGCAGUAAAAGGAGCUGAAUAUGUGCUCACAGGCUACAAAAGAUGAUGGGUUGACAGUUCAUGUAAGUCAAGAGAGGAAGUUCUUGAAGUAGAGCAGAAAUAUAUGCUCUACAGAUGAAGCUUUCUGCUCGAUCCCUCUAAAACCUUAGUCUGGAACCAAAACUUCUGGAGGUUGAAAAGGAGAAUGACUCCCCUUUGGCCAAGCUAUACACUGCAGGCAACUGUUUAUGUUAAUGGUCUUUUAGCGCUUAUUUGCACGAUUGACAUUGCUUC